AUGUGGCUGGGUGAGGUGGGGAGUGUCGUGCUGGUCACGCUGUUGCUGGCCAACACAGUCGGAUUGAUUAAAUCCGACGCAGAGCUGCCUGAUUUUGACUUCGACAGCCCUAAGGGUGAUGACCACGAUGAUUACUAUUACGUGAGUGAAGGAGACGACCAGCAGAUGCAGCCGUCGCAUAAAAUUAUAAACUACAACCGAACCGCUGAGGAGGCGGAAUUCGAAGGGGAUCGAGGUGACAGUGAAGGGAACAACACCUCUGCCGGCGCUAAGGCAGGCGGUUUCCUAAUGGAGGACGACGACACCAGCUUCGAGCUGAUGGACGACGUGGACUUUGUGGAGGAUGGUGCCGUGAGCAAUUUUCAGCGGAAGCAGGCCGCCAUGCGGCAGAUUAUGAUGCGAGCUUUUGCCAACAGCGAGAUGCAGAGAAAGUUUGCCGAAGUGCUGCCCCUGCUGAAGGUGAUGUCAAAGGCUCAGAAGGCGACGCUGGCGGCGCUGAUUUCGGCGCAGGUUCAGUCCCGGGACGGGCACACAAUGUCGCUGGAACAGGUCAAACAAAUGUUUGGCGAUCGGCAAGAACUGAUCCUCCCGCUGGUGUACGAUGUGGCGAACAUGAUCCGAACGGUGGCCAAAAAGGAGAGCUUACUGGACGAACGGUAUCCCACCGAAGAGGAGCCCAUUCCGGCGAACCAACUGUUGCGAAGGAGCUUUUCCGUUCGAUCGGAGCCGUCGGGGUUCAAAGUAAACACGAUCGAGACGGCGGAUUCGAAUCUCAAAGACGAUCGGAUGGUCGUUGACGUCAAAGAGGAUGACGUGCGAUCGGUUCGCGAUAGUAGUGCAAACGGCGACCGGGAUGAUGAACGGGAGGGCGGUCGGUCAAUGAUGAGCGACGUGCCUAUGUUCGAAGCUUUGGUCCAAUCGUUUCCAAGGUUCAAUCAACAGCUGACUAGGGUAAAGGGCGAAAAGGAAGAACGAAUGUCAUACCACGAGCGGAAGCUAAACAUGACAGCAUUUAACUCCACCAAAAGGCAAAAGGAUCAACUGGCCAUGCCAUCGGAUGGACCGAUACCGAUAACGUUACCCAAAGCAUCCCAUCCCGGUAAUUCGAAGAAGUCACAGCCGAUGCCACUAACCACAGCAGCUCCAACGCCGGAAGUAACGACCCUCACCAUGGAAGAAAUCGAAGAUAUGGCUCUUUCGGGACUGAACGGAACUGAACUGGAUGCCCUGGAGAAAUCCGGUAUUGGUAACGCGAACGGAAGUGGUCCGGUGGCGGAGUUGCUGAUCGGUGGGUUCCGCAAUCGACCGUCCGACCUGAACAGGAUCCAUAUGCUGCUGCCGAACGAAAAGUGUGACCAUUUCACCACCGGUGUUUGCAUUCGAGUGGAUAAUUAUCCUACAUCUCAGAUCCUGUACAGUAUCACCCGGCACAAGAGCGCGAUGGGAGCCCUGCUAGCGGAAUACAUCGACAAGACCAACGAGUUCGACAAGAAUUCCUUCGAGCCGGAGGAAAUCGAAAGCGGAAUCAACACCAAGCUGACGAAACGCUCCGAUGACCCUUCAAAGUCUGGCGGCGGCAUGUGCCCGAGCAUCAUCCGUUACGCACGGCCGCAAAAAGCUCGGUCGGCCACCGGCGAGUGGAAGUACAUCGUAAACACCGGAGAGCACACGCAAACCUUGCGGCUGGAAAAGUGCACGACACCCCAAGACAGCUGCACUUACCUUACGGACAAUUUCCGUUCGCGCUGUGUUCAGAUCUAUAACUAUCACCGGUUGUUGAGUUGGGACAACGCCCGAGGUCUUCACGUGGACAUCUUCAAGGUACCCACCUGCUGCUCAUGCCACAUUGAUGGAUACCGAGAAUCUUUCCCACCGCUGAAUAACUUCAACAACGAGUACGACUCCAAGAGUGAAUCCUUUGAGGAUCCGACGCUGGCGGCCACUAACUUCGUCAAGAACACGCAGUACAGUACGCUCAAAUUCGACAGUGAUGAGCCGGAAAAUGUACAGGAAAACAUCGCCUAUCACUUUGCCAAUGGAUUCCAGCGGAUGAAACCACCGAAGUACGAGAAUGCUGUGUUGGUCCCACCGAGUCCGCCACCACACUUCCAUAAGAACCGAUUCGAACGUCCCAAGAUGCAUCCAAAGAAGCCGACAAUUCCCCAUUACAUGCCGUCUCAGAUGCUGGAUACCUAUCUGAGCCCACCCCCGAACGACGUCAGCUUCCACGCCCCAUUCAAAAGGGGUCCACAUUUCACGAACGACAAUUCGCUCAAGCGAACGGCGCAGGUACAGCCCAGUCGAAACCGUCUUCCGGUGCGCAAGCAAAUCAACGUCAACGACCAGAACAUCGCGGAAACCGAUAUUCGCAUCAAUCAGGUACAGGUGAUGCCUCCGGCCAUAAAAAACGACCGACUACCACCGGUGCAACCAACGGAAAAACAUCGCAAACGUUUUACAACCCAGCCAACGCCAAUCUACAAGAAGGAAAAACCGAACCACUUCCGGAUAUCGAACCUCAAACCUUCACCCCACACAACCGAAGCAACGCCGUUCAUUCCACUGACGACAACGACCACAACCACCACGACCACGACGGCCGCUACAACCAACGGUCACCAGCGGAUAAACUACAACUAUCACCCCAUCAUCGAUUUCUUCGGCGAGGAGGACGUGUCGGAACUGCAGUCGGACCCUAUCGAUCGGAUUGGUCGCAAUAGUGCACCCUCUCCGGCUUUAUCUUCCUCGAUGAACAGCUGGAAACCGGUUCUGCACGGGCCGGGACAACGGCCCAUGAGGAUACCGAUCUGA
Sabethes cyaneus is the source of this 2811-nucleotide messenger RNA. It is a transcript of the gene NT1, whose product is annotated as neurotrophin 1. The transcript has 5 exons. Gene Ontology annotation, molecular function: growth factor activity; Toll binding. Bases 1 to 2811 code for a protein of 936 amino acids. NCBI's taxonomy places the organism in Eukaryota, Metazoa, Arthropoda, Insecta, Diptera, Culicidae. The record is from RefSeq and is a predicted model, not a curated record. Gene Ontology annotation, cellular component: extracellular region. Gene Ontology annotation, biological process: central nervous system formation; regulation of Toll signaling pathway; innate immune response.